AAGGUAUUGUUGCAGAUGAACCAGGAGUAGCUUUAUUUGGGCUGAUCCAGAGGACUCAACUGAAAUACCAGUGUAAAAGCAUAUUUGGCCACAGUCAGUUGGAGAGCUCACAGAAAACUCAAACCUGUUCAGGAAAAAUGACAGUGGAGAUGAGACCAGAGGGGUUUCCUGAUCCUCCUUUAAAGAAAGAACUGCCUCCUCUUGAAGAUCCAUCAGAAGCAAAAACAAGAACAUGCUGCACUCGCAAUGUAAAGAUGUUUUUGGUAGCUCUAUCGUUUACAUACUUUUCCAAAACAUUAUCUGGAAGUUACAUGAAAAGCUCCAUUACCCAGAUAGAGAAGAGAUUUGAGAUUCCCAGUUCUGUUAUUGGGGUUAUUGAUGGCAGCUUUGAAAUGGGUAAUUUGCUUGUGUUGCCAUUGGUAAGCUACUUUGGAGCAAAGUUUCACAGACCAAAAAUAAUCGGUGCUGCAUGCAUGCUGAUGUCUAUUGGAACUUUACUCACAGCGCUACCUCAUUUCCUCAUGGGACACUAUAAAUACGAAACAACAAUAUCAGCUUCAACUAACUCCAGCACAGUGAGCUUCCCGUGUUCACAAGACCCAGGCCAGCUUACAGAGCUUCAGGCCCAGCAACAAUCUUCCAGAAUAGCUGGUUGUGAACAUGAUAGAGGCUCCCUGAUGUGGGUUGCUGUGCUGCUGGGGAACAUGCUACGAGGGGUUGGUGAAGCAUCCAUUGCACCACUGGGAAUUUCAUUCAUUGAUGAUUUUGCCAGACCAGAAAACUCAGCCUUUUACAUUGGGUGCCUCCAUACCAUUGCAUUGAUUGGACCUCUUUUUGGGUUCAUGCUGGGUGCGUUUUGUGCAAGGCUGUAUGUAGACAUUGGGUUUGUUGAUCUUGGAAGUAUUGCCAUAUCAAUGAAGGAUUCCCGUUGGGUCGGUGCUUGGUGGCUUGGCUUUAUAGUCGCUGGAGGAACCAGCUUGGUUUCUGCAUUUCCAUUCUUUUUUCUGCCCAAAACUCUGCCCAAAGAAGGGGGUCCGGAAAAAGAUUCCAGCGUUACAGCAGAACAAAAUCUGUUACAAGGAAACCAGCAAACAGACUCAACAGACGAGCAACCCAAAAUCAUAGAUGUUGCAAAGGGUUUUUUGCCAGCUUUGAAGCGUCUGCUCACAAACAAGAUCUAUGUAUUCUAUCUAAUCUUGAACAUUCUAAUGUUCAAUGCCUUCAUUGUUUUGAUAACUUAUACACCAAAAUAUUUUGAACAACAGUUUGGAGAAUCCACAUCCAAAGCAAACUUUUUAAUAGGUGUUACCAGCAUGCCAGCUUUUUCCAUGGGGAUUUUCUUCAGUGGUCUUAUCAUGAAGAAGUUUAAGCUAGAUCUCCUGGGAGCUGCCAAGGUAGCCCUGGGUACAGCCACCCUUGGCUGCCUCUGUACCUUACCUUUAUUUGCAUUAACCUGUCACAAUGCUGAGAUCGCUGGACUCACAGUUUCCUAUGCAGGAACAGGGAUUUCAGACUUGGAGAGCAGAGUGUCGGUGGCCUGUAACUCUGGCUGUGGUUGCCCAGUGAACCAGUGGGAGCCAGUGUGCGGAGAGAAUGGGAUGACGUACAUUUCCCCUUGCUUUGCUGGCUGUAACAUAUCCAGAGGAAGUGGAAGAAACACGACGUUUCAUGCCUGCAGGUGUAUUGAAGCUUUUCCUAAGCCUGGAUCUGGGAAUUUCUCGGCACUUCUGGGCCAGUGCCCGCGAGAGGAGAAGUGUUCCAGAAUGUUCAUAUAUUACUUGGCGUUCCAGUCCUUGAGCUUCUUCAUUUUCUCUCUGGGAAGCACACCACUGUACAUUAUAUCCCUCAGGUGUGUUGAUCCAGACCUGAAAUCAUUGUCUGUGGGCAUCCUCGCAAUGGCAGUCCGAUUGCUGGGUGGGAUCCCAGCUCCAAUUUAUUUUGGAGCCCUGAUUGACUCAACAUGCAUAAAAUGGGGGACCAAGAAGUGUGGGGGUCAUGGAGCAUGCAGGGUGUAUAACAACGUCUCAUUCAGGCUCCUCUUCCUUGGAUUAAUAUUGGGCCUGCGCUUGAUAGGUUAUGUCUUUUUUGGGUUUGUCAUCGUUCAGAUAAAGAAAUUAACAAGAGACCACAGAAAAGCUUCACCCGAAGUAGAAGUCUUUUUAAAGCAGGACCAGAAAAACAACGUCCUUCCUUAGCAGAAACCUGCUGGUCUGAGUGAGAAGGAAGUGGAAACCAGCACCUAAACAUUGUGAUCUGCAGCACCGUGUUUCAUUUAAAUGUGCAUAACAGGGACUCUGGGUGGAAAAGGUGGAUAAACACUCAUGUAGUAUGUUAUGAAAACAGUCAAUAAUCAACAGGUGUACUGCAAGCAGCUGCUCUUGAGUGGGUCUCUAAUGUUAUCACGCGACACUUUGAAACCUCCUGCAAUAGGUUCCUCAAGAAGCUGAUAGGCUUACUUUAUACAUCUUCAAUUUGGGAAUAUAUUUCAUUUCUUAGCUAUCCUAUGUAUGUUUUGUGUAAUUCUCAUUUACAUACUUCUUCACCAGGUUUAGGAACUGAUGUCAUUUUUUAUCAACCACAGGAAUUCUUCUGAAAAGACUCCUAAAUGAUACAAAGUGAGUUUGUCUUAGAAAUUAUCCCAAGGGGUGUGCAACUAAUUUCUGCCCCAUCUGAAAUUGUGAAUUAAUGAAUGACAGUGUUCGUUUCUUUCAAAACCCCUGAACUUAAGAAAUCCAGUUUAGGAGUCUUUUCAGGAGUAUGCAGAAGGUGCCAUUUAAAAAAACAAACCAAUUCUACUGUGCUCUUGUUUUCAUUUUAUAUAAAUUAAAAAAUGUGUGUAACCUUUCACAUGGAUGGUGGCAUAUUAGUGGAUGUUCUCUGUCUCUCAGUGUGGUUUCACCUGUUCAGAUAAGUCACAGAAAGUAGUUCAAACAUCUUCUGGUUUCUUUAUGCAAUAAUAGGACAUACAAUUAGAAAAAGACACUUCAAGCUAUCCAGAUGAACCUGUUCUCAUUGACGGUGAAAGGUGAUGUUUUGUACUGAUCAGUGAAUGAGGUUCCCUCAUAUUUGAUGUAUUCUGUAGGCACACAAUUGUCUCAGAAAAGGGUUAGGGUUAUAUCAUGCAAGUAAACUUGCCCGUUCUUUGUUUGUGUUUGAAAGAAGAAGGUCAAUCUCUUUUGGGUAUUACCACAAGGGGCACAAAAUACAAAGAAGCUGAGAGAGACAAAUUAAUCACAGUAAGGAUUUUUUGUUAAUUCAAUAAAUGUAAUUCAUUUUGUAAAAAAAUAAAUAAAUAAUGAGAUUUAAAGUGAA
This is a messenger RNA of Polyodon spathula (Mississippi paddlefish), 3312 nucleotides long. Its product is annotated as solute carrier organic anion transporter family member 1C1-like. The record is from RefSeq and is a predicted model, not a curated record. Gene Ontology annotation, molecular function: protein binding. NCBI's taxonomy places the organism in Eukaryota, Metazoa, Chordata, Actinopteri, Acipenseriformes, Polyodontidae. Gene Ontology annotation, biological process: transmembrane transport; sodium-independent organic anion transport. The transcript has 15 exons. Gene Ontology annotation, cellular component: membrane. The coding region runs from base 138 to 2195 and encodes 685 amino acids.